Messenger RNA from Closterium sp. Yama58-4, 2412 nucleotides. Lineage: Eukaryota; Viridiplantae; Streptophyta; Zygnematophyceae; Desmidiales; Closteriaceae. The record is from the annotation of a GenBank genome assembly.
AUGAGCCUACUGCAGGGGCUCAGCGACGGGGAGGAGGAGGCGGAAGAGGGAGCGGAGGCGGACGGGGAGGGGGAGGAGGAGGCGGAAGGGGGAGGGGAGGCGGACGGGGAGGGGGAGGAGAAAACAGAGGGUGGAAGAGAAGCGGACGGGGAGAGGCGGACAGGGGAGGAGGGUGAUAAGGGAGAAUGCGACAGGCAAGGGGGUGAGGUAGGAGGGGAGACAGACGGGGAGGAGGGUGAGGUGGGUGUAGUGGCGAACUGGCAGGGGGACGGUGAAAUGGAGGGGGAAGAGCGAGCGGCCGUGCGGCAGCAGCAGGUGCAUGGAGGGAGUGCAGCAGACCAGUCCCACUUGCCGCCCCUGCAGACCCCCCAUUCUCCACAGCCCCUGCAUUCUCCACAAUUCCAACAUUUUCCACAGCCCCAGCAGCUUCCACAGCUUCAGCUACAGGAUCAAACUCAGGAGCCCGAGCGAACUCAGGAGCCCGAGCGAACUCAGGAGCAGGAGCAAACUCAAGAGCAGGAGCAAACUCAAGAGCCCGAGCGAACUCAGGAGCAGGAGCAACGUCAAGAUUCGCUGCCUUGUCAAGCGGAACACAGGUUGAGCUCUGAUAUUGGUCAUGACGAACAGACGGUGUUAGCUCCUCGUGCGGUUGAGUGCGGUGGGGAGGGUGUGGCAGCGGUAGAAUGGAGUGCUGUUGCUCGCCAGUGCGGUGCAGGCGAUGGUUCUACUGUAGUGGCUGUAACGGAGUGUAACACUGUGACGGAGGGCAGCACUGUAACGGAUUGUGGCUCUAACGCGUAUUCGAGCUCCGUGGCUUGUUCUACAACCGCAGGGCCGGGGAAGCAGGCGGAAGGGUGCGCGGCAGGGGACAUGGGGGAAAGCAACGCACAGGAUGAGGGGAGGAAUGGGGGAUUUAAGGCGCAGGGUGAGGGGAGAGGCACAGGGGAUAAGCGCAGGGGCAGGGAGAGGGGGCGGGGGAGGGGAGGGGCUUUGGGCGGGGUACGGGGGAGGAAGGGGCGGAGGGGGGGAAGAAGCGGAGGAGGGGCAGGUGGUGGGGAAGUGCCAUGGUUGGACGAGGGAUGUUUGGAAGAGUUGAGUGCGGUGGAGGCGGGUUUAGAGGAGAGCGUUCAGUCGAACGAUGUGGAGGUGGAGGGGAAUGGGGGGAGGGAUGUGGCUGGGGCGGAGGGGAGUGCAGUGGAGUGGGGAGGCGGGGCCGAGGGGGAGGAGGUUGACGGGGGGACGAGUGGGGAGAGCCGUUUGAAGGGCACGGGAGGGGAAGAAGGGGAGAAGGGAGAGGAGGGAGAGGAGGGAGAGGAGAGGGAGGAGCGAAAUGCGCGUUUGCGGGAUCUAAAGGAUGGAGAGGGAGUGGAUGAUGGGAAGGGUGUGGAGGAGGAAAGGGGGGUGGUGGAUGGGGAAGGGGUAAAAGAUAAGGAGGGGUCUGAUGGCCGGGAGGGGUUGGAAGAUGGGAAGGGACCGGAGGAUGGGGAGGAGAUGAGGGAUGUUGAUAAGAAUGGAGGGAAGAACGAGGAGGGAGAGGAUGGGGGGAACUGGGAGGGUGGGAGGAUUUGGGUUGACCGGGAGGAAGGUGAGGAGAGAGGGGGGGACAGAUGGAUGGACGACGAGGAUGGGUUGGGAGAUGCGAGGAGGGAAGAAAAGGAGGUCGAAGGUGGUGGGGCAGGAGGAGAGGCGAGGCGGAAAGAAGGGGAGGCUGACGCAGAUGGGGCAGGGGGGCAGACGAGGAGAGAUGAAGGGGAGGGUGAAGCAGGAGGGGCAGGGGACGAGGCGGGGAGGGUGGAUCAGGGGCAGGGCGGAGAGGGGACGGGGGAGGGGAGGGGGGAGGGGAGGGAGGAGGUGAGGGAGGAAGUGAGGGCGGAAGUGAGGGAGGAAGUGAGGGCGGAAGUGAGGGAGGAAGUGAGGGCGGAAGUGAGGGAGGAGGGGACGGAAGAAGGGAGGGGGGAGAUGAAGGGGGCGGAGGAAGUGAGGGAGGAAGUGAGGGAGGAAAGGAAGGCGGGGGUGAGGGAGGAAUUAAGGAAUGAAGUGAGGGAGGAAGUGAGGGAGGAGGGGAAGGAGGAGGUGAGGGAGGAAAUGAGGGAGGAAGUGAGGGAGGAGGUGAGGGAAGAAGGGAGGGAGAAAAAGAUGGAAAGGGAGGAGAGGGUAGGAGAGGAGGUGAGUGAGGAGGAGGUGAGGGAGGAGGAGGAGAGGGAGGAUGAGGUGAGUAGGGAGGAGAGGGAGGAGAGGGAGGAGAGGGAGGAGAGAGAGGACAGGGAGGAGAGAGAGGACAGGGAGGCGGAGCACACAGCUGGUGCAGGGGCAGCAGCAGCGCCGUGGCUGCAGAUACGGGCGCUUUGCAAUCCACAGCCCACCUGUCCGUUACUGACAGCAGCACCUUGGCUGUUGGUACGGGCGCUUUGA